AUGGCUGCGGAGACUGUGGUCGUCCCCAGUGACUCUGGGUCCUACCCCGUUGCUGUUCAGGCUGUGCAAGUGGCAUACAGUGCGUUGGAGACCAGUCUUCGACGCCAUACGCUUCUUAGCCUACUCCUGAUGGCGCUGCUGGCCUUCCUUAUUGUGUUGGUCAUCAAGAAUACUAUUCUGAGUCCCCUUCGUGCAAUUCCUGGGCCAUGGCUGGCCGGUCUGACAUCUUGGUAUGAGUUCUACUACGACGUGGUUAAAAACGGCACCUACGCCCACCAGCACUCCAAAAUGCAUCAGAAAUAUGGCUCGACCGUGAUCCGAAUCUCGCCAAACCACGUCCAUGUGGCUUGUCCAGAGUUCUUUCGCACGCAAGUUCUCCCAGUUAAGCCCUAG
Messenger RNA from Aspergillus puulaauensis, 393 nucleotides. RefSeq lists its product as uncharacterized. Bases 1 to 393 code for a protein of 130 amino acids. The transcript has 2 exons. The record is from RefSeq and is a predicted model, not a curated record. Gene Ontology annotation, molecular function: heme binding; iron ion binding; monooxygenase activity. Lineage: Eukaryota; Fungi; Ascomycota; Eurotiomycetes; Eurotiales; Aspergillaceae.